Messenger RNA from Symbiodinium necroappetens, 1248 nucleotides. The record is from the annotation of a GenBank genome assembly. NCBI's taxonomy places the organism in Eukaryota, Dinophyceae, Suessiales, Symbiodiniaceae.
AUGAACCGGGCUGCGCUGGUGAUCGUGUCGGGUGCGGUGCUCGGUCUGGGCGGGCUGUACGGGUGCCAGUCUUCGGGCGUUUCGUCCGAGGAAGGGUGGGGGUUCGUGUCGUUCGAGGAGCAGGCCGCGUUCGGCGGGUCGGUGUACGGGGCGAACUGCGCCGAGUGCCACGGGAACGCCGGGCAGGGGACGAUGGAGGCGCCGCGGCUUGUGGGCGAGGGGGCGUUGCCGCUGCGUCAGGGGCGGGGCUCGGCGCGGACGGGCGAGUUCCGGACGGCGAUGGACGUCGCGGCGUUCGUGACGGCGAAUAUGCCGCCGAACGAGGAGGAUCGGGCGGAGAUCGGCGCCCGUGAGUACUGGGCGGUGCUGGCGUUCGCGCUGCGUGCCAAUGGGGUGAGCCUGGACGAGCCGGUUAUGACAAGCGUGACGGCACAACUCGAGUGGGGGGCGUGCUGCCCGUGGGCGGACCCGCCGACGGACGAGCAGGUCGUCGCGCGCGUGCUGGGGGGCGACGCGGGGGCGUUCGAGCUGCUCAUGCGCCGGCACAACCGCCGGCUCUACCGCGUCGCGCGGGCGGUGCUGCGGUCCGACGCGGACGCGGAGGACGCGCUGCAGGAGGCGUAUUUGCGGGCGUACGCGAGCCUGGGGACGUUCGAGGGGCGGGCGAGCGUGGCGACGUGGCUCUCUCGCAUCGUGUACCACGAGGCGCUGCGCCGCGGGAAGAAGGAGCGGGCGGUGAGAACGACGAUCCGGACAUUCGGCGAGCGCACGGCGGGCGGCGGUGACGGCGGCGGGGGCGGCGACGACGCGGGGCGCGGGGUCGCGCUCCGCGAGUCGGCCAACGCGGCGGUCCGGGCGAUCGACGCGCUGCCGGAAUCGAUGCGCGUGGUGGCGGUGCUCCGGCUGGUGCAGGAGCUGAGCACGCGGGAGACGGCGCUGAGUCUUGGGAUGACGGAACUGGGCGUUCGCGUCACGCUCCACCGGGCGCGCCGCCGACUCGCGAAGGCGCUCGACGCGGAGGGCGGAUCGGGGUUCGCGGAGGCGAUGCCGUUCGACGGGGCGCGGUGCGACCGGGUUGUGGCGGGGGUGAUGGGGCGGACGAUCGUCGCGAUCGAGAAGGGGAAGUACUCGCCGAGCCAGGAGCUGGCGUUCCGGAUCUCGGAGGUGUUCCGGGUGUCGAUCGAGGGGAUCUUCUGGGAGGAGGCGUGGGUGAAGGGGGAGUGGGUUCGGAUGGAGUGGGGAAAAUAA